Molecule: messenger RNA, 2688 nt
Organism: Cladocopium goreaui
Lineage: Eukaryota; Dinophyceae; Suessiales; Symbiodiniaceae
Source: the annotation of a GenBank genome assembly
AGGAAACUGCUGUCCCGCGCCUCCGGGUGAGCAGCCGUCGGACUCGCAACUUCAGGCCAUGAGGGACCAAAUCAGCGAUGACGACAGGCCGUUGCAGACCGGCAGUAAGGUGAACGCCUGCUCCUUCACGGAAUUCUUCGACAGCACCCUGGGGGAAUGCGUCAGCGGUCGCUGCCGUACACCCUAUACCAGGCCAGAUAGCGAUCGCUUCUGUGAACCCAUCCCUGACGCCGAGCUCACCUCUCUGGACACGACCGCUGCGGUCACCGACAGCUUGCGCCUCUCCGGUCUACCUGGAAACUUCAAGAUGGAGGAUGUGCUGAAUGGCAAUAUGCGGGCCGACUUCGAUCAGGAGUUUGCCAGGGAAUUGGCGGCUCUGCUGGACAUCCCUGCGGAGAUGAUUGUGGUGCAGAGCGUUGCUGAAGGCUCUGUGGUGGUGAAUUUCAGGAUUGUCUCGCCUACAGCAGAAACAGACCAGCAGGACGAAUCCCUGGUCCCCGCGAUUGUGCAGAUGAGUUUGUCAUCGGUUCGUCAGAACAUGAACAGCGUGGCGACGCCCGGGAGUUUGCUCAGCAAUACCGAUACGGCCCAUGGCGUUUCCGCCCCAACGACGAGCCAGAGAGUGCAGGAGUAUUCCAACGAAGAGGCCUUGAUGCAGUCCUUUGAUGGCUCAGCUUUAGAAAAGGUGCCGGGCAGGAGCAUUGAGACCUCCGAGGUUUAUAGUUUGUCUCCCAUCAGCAUAGGUGGUCGAUCCAAACCCAACGAAUAUCUGCCAUCGGAUCGCUCGAAGCCAACUCAAGAUGAGAAAUGGGAGCAACCCAGCAAGGUGGAUAUCGAUGUAGCGAUCUUCAUCACUCCGGUGCAUCAGAAGGUGGAGAAAUAUACCCUCUGCCCACAGUAUGCUAUGCACGAGGACCCAGUGACAGCCAUGUGGCAAAGCGAUGGCAAUGCGGCCGGCUACGGUGGCAACUUCUUAGCCAACUCGCCGGAGAUGAUUGCCUUCAAAAAGUGGCGCGUUCCUCAAGAUCGGCGCAUCACAGUGACGGACUGUGACACCUACGACUACUUUGAGGAGCUGAUGAAGGACAAAGCGGCGCGCUCGGGACAAGAGUUCUUUGCUCCGGACAACAUUUACACCUCUGAGAACUUGAUCAAUCCAGACUUCUGCAUUCCUGACGAAGUCUGGGUCAACACUUCUUGUGAGGAGAUGACCACGCUCCAAGCCUCGUACCGUGACCAAUAUCGCGUGGCAUGCAAUCGGGAGCUCUUCGCGAGCAGCGAGAUGCGCUACACCAUCAACAUGCCGUUGAAUGACAAGUGGAUCCAGGCCGAGAGUCGGCGCCCGGGCUCCGUGUACAAACCCGAGUGGAUCGUGGAUACCAUGCAGAGCUACUUCUUCACGUGGGACUCAACGGCGGAGGAAACCGAGAAGAUCUUUUCAAACAACGCACCAGCAGGUGGCGAUGUGCAGCUCUCCUAUGACGAGCGACUUUGUGCAGCCCGGGAUCAAAAGGCACCGUGUCCCGUGCCGGUGCUGUACACGGGCAAGACACUCUACAAGGGUGAGCAUUCAGGCAACAACCGAAAGGUCCUUGAGAAGACGCAAAUGUCACUGAAUCACUUGCCAGCCUCCAGCCCCACCAUUGUGCCUGUGGUGGAGAUUCUCAUGGACAUUGAUCGCACGGUGAAGCUGGUCAAACGAGGUCGCCCACAAUGGUGGCCCAGUGAUGAGCAAAAGCUGCGCGAGGUGCUACAGUGCAAUGUCAAGACUUACUACGAAGAAAAUCGCAACCGCUGCCGCGAUCUAGGAGUUGAUCAGCAGCCAGCCUUCCCUUUCCAGAUCGAUUUGGAGGAAGCCAUGAGCGAUGUCACCUCAGCCAGGGAUCGCUCCAUGACGCUGCAGCCGGGCUAUGCUCACAGCAUCGACGUGUCGCUGGCGGUGAUCCCGCUCUAUGUGAAGGACAUGCUGGGAUCGACAUCCAUUGCCACCUUCUAUGUUGAGGUGGAGGCUGUACGUGUGUACAAGCAGGCCUUGGGCUUCCGAGAACGCAACGAGGCGCAGGUCCGUGUGAAGUUUCGCCUCAGCGAAAAGGCCAAGGCCCUGAUGAAACAACCGGUCAUGCCCUGGGCCAACUUCCUGUCGCAAGCUGGCGCUUGGUUCGGCAUCUGGGGCAUUGCCUCGGUGGUCCUGAGCGGAUUGUACAAAACCUUCAAGAUGUGGGGUGACCUCGGUCCGCGCGAUGGAGAGCUCACCCAAGAGGAGUAUCAGGCCCAGCAUGAAGAGAAGAUCGAUUUCAAAAAGAAGCGCGCAGCACGAAAGAUCAAGGCGCAGCUUGAAGAAGUGUUCAGUGAUCGAGGCCUCCAAGUGAGCUACCAGAAGGUUUACGACCUUUUGGUGCAGCCUAGCAGCACCACUGGUUUGCGCAGUCAAGUGCUCCUGAGCCAAGUCCUGAAGGGAACCGAUCCUCUGGUGGAUCUGCCGGAGCAAGUGGUCAGCCUUCUGGGUGAGGUGCGCGUUCACUUGGACGAGAUGGAUGAGGUCGACGACGAAUCGGAGAUGGAAGAUGAGAUGCUCAAUAAGAUCGAAGAGGAAGAGCGGAAGCGAAACGCGUCCUUGUGCCCCUUGCAAUGAGCAAAACUCGACCUCGUGAUCCGAAGCUUGACCGGGGAGAUGCCCCAAAAUAUGUG